AUGCAACUUCUUUUUUCUAUCAGUAUAGCAUUCAUUAUCUACACAAACACUUUUCAUAUUGCACUAGCAUUACCAACGAAUUAUGAUGAUGUAUCGAAUGAAAACAUAAAUUUCGAUGAAGAAAUAUCAACAUUGGAAAAUUCUCAACCAUCAGCAGAAUUCAACCCAGAAUAUAUAGGAGGUUAUUAUCAAGGUGAUAUGAUUUUGCCUGAUGAGAUAUUACGUGGAGCUCCUCACAGACCAUUAUGGCAACGAUGGCCUAGUGGAAUAAUACCUUAUGAUAUGACACCAUCUAUUUCUCUCAAUCAUUCACUAUUAAUUGUUGAUGCUAUGCGACGUAUGGAAAAUCUAACACGAGUAGGCAGUAGGUCAUGCAUUACAUUUCGUCCAAAAACUGAUUUAGACGAAAUUUUUAUAACAAUAAGAAAUGGAACUGGCUGUUCAGCUCACGUUGGAUACCUUCAAGGCUAUGAACUGAAUCGUACUGUUACUUUAAUGCAUACAUCAAAUGGUACUUGUAUGAGAACUGGAAUUAUUCAACAUGAACUUCUUCAUGUAUUAGGUUUUUUUCAUGAACAAUCUCGUCCUGACCGUGAUGAAUAUGUUUCAAUUCAAUGGGAAAAUAUUAUAAACGGUACUGAGUUCAAUUUUCAGAAAUAUACCUGGGAAGAUAUUGACACACUAAUGAUACCAUAUGAUUAUGGAUCUGUUAUGCAUUAUCAAGCAAAUGCUUUCAGUUCAAAUGGUUUACCGACAAUUAUCGCUACGAAAAAUUCCAGUGCAGUACUUGGACAACGUAUUGGUAUGGGUCCAAGUGAUAUUCUUGAAGUUCAACGUUAUUACGGAUGUGUUCCAAUGCCAUCAUCAACAGCUAUGCGAACAAGUACAAUAUUAAUGAGUUCAACUAUUUUUAUUGAAAUAGUGUUAAUACUUUUACUCAGUUGUGCUUUCUCAUUAUGA
Molecule: messenger RNA, 960 nt
Organism: Rotaria sp. Silwood1
Lineage: Eukaryota; Metazoa; Rotifera; Eurotatoria; Philodinida; Philodinidae
Source: the annotation of a GenBank genome assembly